UUAGGUAAUACAACACCGAAAAGUCGAGUUGCACGAUAAUAUUAUACGUUUCUAUGGUGUAACUAAAGAAGAUCGAGGACAGUAUCAAUAUAUGCUACUUCUGGAAGAUACUGAUGAAGGAACACUUCGUGAUUACUUGAAGAAAUCGUUUUUACAACUUAAGUGGGACGUUAAAUUAAAAUUUGCAAAACAGCUUGUGAGCGCGGUAAAUUGUUUACACGAAAAUGAUAUCGUUCAUCAAAAUUUAAAUCCUGAAGAUAUUCUUAUUAAAGGUGGAAAUAUCAAAUUGGGCGGUUUCGGUCUUACCAAAAAAAUAAAAAAGUUAACGAAUGCUGUUUCAAGAAUUUAUGGUGUUUAUAUUCAAUAUGCUGACCCAGAAUAUUUGAAAAAUCAUCAAGAAUUUAUUAGAAAUAAAAAAUCGGAUGUAUAUAGUGUUGGUGUCUUACUUUGGCAAAUUUCAAGUGGAAGAGUUCCAUUUGAAUUUGAAUUACCUGAUUUUAGUUUAGUUCAAUUAAUAAUUGAAGGGAAAAGAGAAAUUUCUAUUAAAGGAACUCCAAGUAAAUAUAUCGAUAUUUAUACAGCUUGUUGGGAGGGAAAUCUGAAGGAUAGACCAAGUAUUAAACAAGUUUUAAGAAACAUUGACGAGGACAACAACCGGUAACGACAAUCAUGUUGAUCAUGAUUGUUAUAUUUUAAAUAGGAAAAAAUCAAUUUCUUCAAUAUUAUCAAGUUCUUCAUCAACAAUAUUAGAUUUAUUAACCAUGUAUAAGACGAAAUAUAAGAAUGAUGAUAAUAAAUCCUGUAUUAUUAUUGGUUCGAGUAAUUCUUCAGCCGUCGAUUCUGGUUCAACAUUAGUAGAAAAUUCCAACGAAAAAAAUUCUUUAGAUGAAUUAUUAUCUAAACCUGGAACAACUUUAGAAAUUAAAUAUACUUUAGAAAAUAUGAACAAAGAUAUUAAUGAAUUAAUUUUACAAAAAUUAUUAUUGGAAUUUAUUUAUCAAUUUUAUAUAUCAAAUAAUAAGGUCAUUAAUUCAGAAUGGUUAAAUGAAUUUAUUAAAAAUCAUCGUGG
Molecule: messenger RNA, 1069 nt
Organism: Rhizophagus irregularis DAOM 181602=DAOM 197198
Lineage: Eukaryota; Fungi; Glomeromycota; Glomeromycetes; Glomerales; Glomeraceae
Source: RefSeq, a predicted model, not a curated record